Messenger RNA from Zymoseptoria tritici IPO323, 1125 nucleotides. RefSeq lists its product as uncharacterized. The record is from RefSeq and is a predicted model, not a curated record. The transcript is spliced from 3 exons. NCBI's taxonomy places the organism in Eukaryota, Fungi, Ascomycota, Dothideomycetes, Mycosphaerellales, Mycosphaerellaceae. The coding region runs from base 1 to 1125 and encodes 374 amino acids.
AUGAGAAGGCAGCUGCCAGCCAACACGCGACGGAAAUGCGCAUGGCCGGCAAACAGUGGCACCCAGUCCAUCUCUCUGCUGGAGACCGGCCGCUUUCAUGUGCAUGGUUCGACGGCGAGCCACAUCAUCCACGCAAGCCUGGAAAGUGUCGUUCCGGUAAUCCGGCUCACGGCGGCAUGGCAUGCUGUGUUCCAGCUGCCUCGCUUCUCAUUCGACAACAACACCCUUCGACUGUCUCGCGGCCGACCACUUCUUUGGAUCAGCAUUACAGUCAAGACAAGCAGUAGCACCACCCAUCUGGGCGCUUACGUCAUAGCUCUCACCAACGGCAGGAAGCGGCUGCGCUCAGACUCAACGGCAUCCUCCCCGGCAAGACCUGCACGCAAGCGCCGCACACCCAGCCUCACCGACAGCAUUAAGCUCAUCGAAUGCGCCGUCUGCAUGAACUCGAAGCCACCGGGCCAAUUCAAGAAAUUCCCCUCUUGCCCGAUCAACCCCUGCAAAAGGACCUGCAAUUUCUGCUGCACCCGUCAUGUCAAGAUCUCACUUAUCGAGAAUCCUCUGACGGAGAUUGCGUGCUUCUCAUGUGCGGAGUUGAUUCCCCGGCAGAUUCUUGUGGAUCAGUUUCUCAGGAGCAAGGAGGACAAAGAACAUUAUCAGUUCCGGCUCAAGCAGGCUGGACUGCGGGAAAGGAAUGAGCGGGAGUGCAUCUUCGGAGAGUGUAUCCAUUUCCAGAUUCAUGAUCCGGCGGCCGAUGGACGGUUGAUCGCCUGUGAGAAGUGUUGCCGCCAAUCUUGUCAUCCUUGCAUGGCUCCCGAGCACUCGGGUAAGACUUGCGAAGCAUACCAGUCCCGCCUGCAGACAGCCCAUGCUGCAGGAGAAGCCGCCACAAAGGACGCAUUCGCCCAAGGAUACACCGCUAUAGAGCAGAUCGCGGCCAAAGGCAAUAAGGCGCACGAUCCCAGCUGCAAGAACUCCAUUCGAUCAAAGGAGGACACGAGAUUUGUGCAGAGGAAAGACGGCCGGCCAAGGGUCCGAGAGAAAAUCCAUCCAUCGCAUCCAGUAGAGGAGCUUAAGAUCACAAGCGAUGAUGCCGAGAACACAAGCGUUGUAGAUGGUGCUUAA